Molecule: messenger RNA, 458 nt
Organism: Octopus sinensis (East Asian common octopus)
Lineage: Eukaryota; Metazoa; Mollusca; Cephalopoda; Octopoda; Octopodidae
Product: mitochondrial import inner membrane translocase subunit Tim9
Exons: 3
Coding region: 107-388 (93 amino acids)
Cellular component (GO): mitochondrial intermembrane space chaperone complex
Source: RefSeq, a predicted model, not a curated record
CUUCAAUCUCAGAAGGGCCUGCAACCUAUAAUUACAUCGCGAGUGUUACAAUGAAAAAUGUUGAUUAUGCGCUUAAAAUGUACAGAAGCAAAACACGUCGAGUGACAUGUUGCAUAUUCAGGUAAAGGAUUUCUUGUUACUGUAUAACAAACUCACUGAGCAAUGUUUUCAGAAUUGUGUGUCAAUAUUUUUUGAGAACAAAAUCGAACAUUUUGAGGCUAGCUGUUUAGAAUCCUGCACUGACCGCUAUGUUGCAUUUAACCAACGCUUAAUGAAAGUCUUUAUGGAACAUCAGAAAUCCAGACAAGAACAGACUGGUGGAGCGCUCUCUCCUAUCACAGCAGGAAUAUCUCCAAACCAAUCACAGAACGAACCUACUGAAUCUUGACAUGCCUGAACCAUGAAAUUCAUGUGUAUAAAAUUUUUUCUUAUUAGUAUAAAUUCUUGUUUGUUCCAAG